Messenger RNA from Aspergillus campestris IBT 28561, 1626 nucleotides. Its product is annotated as MFS general substrate transporter. Lineage: Eukaryota; Fungi; Ascomycota; Eurotiomycetes; Eurotiales; Aspergillaceae. Gene Ontology annotation, cellular component: membrane. The record is from RefSeq and is a predicted model, not a curated record. The transcript is spliced from 4 exons. Bases 1 to 1626 code for a protein of 541 amino acids. Gene Ontology annotation, biological process: transmembrane transport; carbohydrate transport. Gene Ontology annotation, molecular function: carbohydrate:proton symporter activity.
AUGGGAGAACACGCCCAACCGCGCAGUUCUGUUGAGAAGGGAGCGUCCACGGAGUCCAUCCACGAGGAGAACGUCGAUGGCAUCCGGGUCGAAGUCCUCCAGGGCUCGAUGGGCCUGGAAAUGGCCCGUCGAUCCCAUCCUCCAUCGCCCUGGAGUCGGGCGAUGCUCCAGCUGUACGCAUGCCUGUUGGUGGGCUAUCUGUGCUCAGCCUUGAACGGAUUUGAUGGCUCCCUGAUGGGCGCCCUGCUUCCUAUCCCACAGUUUCAGGAAACCUUCGGUGCCGGCCUCGUCGGUUCCCAGGCGUCCCUCAUCCAGGGGAUGUACACAAUCGGCGGCGUCAGUGCACUGCCUUUUGUCGGCUUCUUGCUGGACAACUGGGGUCGUCGGCUCGGCAUGUUCGCUGGAUCCGUCAUUGUCAUCGUCGGGACCAUCCUGGGAGGAACAGCCAACAACAUGGGCCAACUCCUGGCCAGCCGAUUCUUCCUUGGCUGGGGAUAUUCUAUGGCAGCGUCUGCUGCGCCCGCCUACGUGGUCGAAAUGAGCCACCCUGCAUACCGUGACGUCCUGACCGGUCUCUACAACUGCCAGUACUUUGUCGGUGCCAUCGCUGCCGCGGGAGCCUGUCGAGGAUGCCUCAUCUACCCAGACUCUCGGGCAUGGCGCAUCCCCAUCUGGUGUCAGCUCAUCUCGUCGAGCUUUGUGGUACUGUUUGUGUGGUUCCUCCCCGAAUCGCCCCGAUGGCUCUACAGCCACGGACACCACGAACAGGCAUGGGACGUCAUCACCAAGUACCACGGCGAGGGCUCGCGUGACAACGCCUAUGUGACAUUGCAGAUCCGCGAAUACGAGAAUGCGAUCAACCUCGAAGGCUCGGACAAGCGCUCAUGGGACUUCCGGGAGCUUGUCGACACCAAGGCCGCUAGAUGGCGUCUGAUUUGCGUCGGAAUUGCCUCGUUCAUGAGCCAGUGGGCGCAGGGAGGCGUCACGACGUACUACAUGGGUGGACUUCUCAAGAGCGCCGGUAUCACCGAUACGACCACAGUCCUGGACGUCAAUCUCGGCUUCACUGUUCUCUCCGCUGGAGGGGCCUACAUCGGUGGAUUCUUCGCACAGAGACUGCGACGACGGCCGAUGCUGCUCGGCGCUUCUGUUCUUUGCGGCCUCUCCUUCGCCGGAUUGUCAGCCACAACGGGCGUAUACUCAGGCACCGAACAAAAGCCCGCCGCCACCGCCUCAAUCGUAAUCAUCUUCCUCAUCGGCUUCUUCUACAGCUUCGGCUGGACACCGCUGCAAGCCAUGUACUCCGUCGAGUGUCUGGCGUACGAGACCCGCGCCAAGGGCAUGGCCAUCUACUCCGUCUUCACCAACAUCGCCCUGCUGGUCAACCAGUUUGGUAUCGGCAACGCCAUGGAAGUCAUCGAUUGGCACACGUACAUUAUCCUGGCGGCGUGGAAUAUGGUGCAGGCCUCGUUCAUCUACUUCUUUGCGGUGGAGACGUGCCAGCGCACUCUUGAGGAGCUCACGGAUAUCUUUGCGGCGCCGAACCCUAGGAAGAAGAGUACUGAAGCGCGCAAGGUGUUGCUUUCUGAGGAGACUGAUGAGGUGCUGCAGGUCAAGGAGGCCUGA